Molecule: messenger RNA, 2392 nt
Organism: Diachasmimorpha longicaudata
Lineage: Eukaryota; Metazoa; Arthropoda; Insecta; Hymenoptera; Braconidae
Product: protein 5NUC-like
Exons: 7
Coding region: 312-2105 (597 amino acids)
Biological process (GO): AMP catabolic process
Cellular component (GO): plasma membrane
Molecular function (GO): 5'-nucleotidase activity; metal ion binding; nucleotide binding
Source: RefSeq, a predicted model, not a curated record
UUUCAACGGUUCAGUCGACGUCAAGCCGCUCGGCAGUGCGGCCACGGUUCACGGCACUCGUCAGUACUUAUUAAUUCAAUACUUAAUUAACCAAUUAAUCCGGAAAAAAUCUAAAUAAAUACUAAUAACGAGUUACUGCCGGUAAAAAAUUGAAGAACAAUCAGCGACUCAACGAUUAAACAUUUUUAUUUUGAAUUUUGCAAGUUUAUUUAACGAUCGAACACCUGCGCAUAUGGUUUGAGUGACUUUUGCAGUAUUAGCUGGAUAAUUAGCGCUGAAUGUGCAGUAAAGAAUAAUUACCUGACGAAAAAAUGAAGUAUUUCUGCGUUUCGAUUGUGUUUUUCCUUUUUGGAAAUGUCUUGACGGGUCCUGUGGGCAAAAACGAUGGAUUCACAUUGAGAAUAGUGCAUACCAAUGACAUGCACGCAAGAUUCGAGCAAACGUCGGCGCUGUCUACCAAGUGCCUUGAUAAGGACGAAAAGGCGGGAAAGUGCUAUGGCGGCUUUGCCAGGCUGGCAACCUUGAUAAGACAAGCGAGAGCAUCGAGUCUUCCCACUCUAUUUCUGAAUGCUGGUGAUACUUAUCAAGGAACCACAUGGUUCACCAUUCACAAAUGGAAAAUUGUCGCCAAAUUCUUGACUCUCUUGGCACCCGAUGCUAUCUCACUCGGCAAUCACGAGUUCGAUGAUGGUCCAGAGGGUCUCGUUCCCUUUCUCAAUGCCACUGAAUUUCCAGUCCUCACGGCAAACCUCGACCUCUCCCAGGAGCCGGAACUUGCCGCCUCCCGACUCCAGAACUCCGUAAUCCUUAACGUCACCGGUCACAAGAUCGGAGUCAUUGGCUACCUAACGCCAGACACAAAAGCUAUAUCUCAAACGGGUAACGUCAAGUUCCUGGAUGAAAUUCCCGCCAUCAGGAAAGAGGUCCAGCGUCUCCAAGAGCAAGGGGUGAAAAUUCUGAUAGCCCUGGGUCACUCGGGCUUCGCCAUGGACAAGAGAAUAGCGGCUGAGGUGGAGGGAAUUGAUCUCGUUAUCGGGGGUCACACCAACACCUUCCUCUACACCGGUAGCAAGCCUGACCUCGAGGCCCCAGAGGGCCUCUACCCGACGGAAGUGGUCCAGAAGUCUGGAAGAAAGGUCUACGUCGUUCAGGCUUACGCCUACACCAAGUACCUGGGGAAUCUCACCGUUGACUUCGACGCCCAGGGGGAAAUUGGCAAAAUUGUUGGAGAUCCUGUCCUGGUGGAUGCGAGAAUUGAACAGGCGAAGGAUAUCCUGGAGGAGUUGGACCAGUGGCGACCAGCAAUACAGGCACUGCAGAAUAAGUCUGUUGGCUCUGCCAAGGUGCUUCUUGAUGGCAACAGCAAGAACUGCAGGUGGAAGGAGUGCAACUUUGGAAAUUUGAUUACUGAUGCUAUGAUUGAAUCUAAUGCCAGGGAGUACGCAGGGGACGAGGGUUGGACCGACGCUCCCAUCGCCAUCCACAAUAGUGGAUCUCUUCGGGCAUCAAUUGAUCGAGAACCGGACGACAAUAUCGCAAUGAGCGAUAUUGUCGCAGCUCUACCGUUCAAUAAUGGAAUAGGAAAAAUUAAAAUCACUGGACGACAACUCAAAGAAGUCUUGGAGUGGAGUGUACACGAUUUAAUUUAUAAUCACACUGGCGAUCUCAGGGGAGCAUUCAUCCAUUUUUCUGGGCUCCAGGUGGAUUACGAUUUAUCACGUCCCAAUGGCGCUCGAGCGGUGGCUGUUCAAGCAAGAUGUGGUUCAUGUAGAAUUCCGAGCUUCGAGCCUCUCAAUAAUGACGAAACUUACACCAUUCUUGCCACAGACUUCUUACACGCUGGUGGAGACCAGUACGAAAUGCUGAAGGAGUUGCCAUGGACGGCCUUAGGAGUCACGACAGACCAGGCGGUUGCUACCUACAUAAGGCGUCACAGUCCAGUGUAUCCCGGGGUAGAAUGGCGAAUAAACUACGUAUCAACCGGUCCAAAAAUAGAGGAUCCAGUUGUUGAUGAUCAUGAUAACGUGAUUGGAGCCGCUAAUGUCUUCAGUUCAGUCACGCUCAUGAUGCUCAUACCAACAGUGGCCUUGAUCUUGGGACGAUGAUGAUUAGUGGAGCAGAAAUGAUUUUCGACAGCUUACAAUCAAAUUCCAAUUCUACAUUAAUCAAGUAAUGAAUUACUUCAAUUUAUCGAUUUUACGGAGUUAAUUCCGUUGAUCAAUUAUGUACAGCCUCUCAAUUGUUUCUUUCUAAUUGUAUUCAGGUCAAUUUAACUCAAUUUAAUAAUUUAUGAAGAAACGAACAGCAGAUGUCUUCCUCAAUGAUGAAGAAUUUUAAUUAUGGAUUUGUACUACUUACUGAUCAAAUUAUACAUCUAUUGUGAGAAUCUGAA